AUGAGCAGCUCCAGAAAAAUUGGAGAGAUUGUCUGGGGCGAUGUCCCUUACGAUGGCCGAGUAAUCCUCUACAUUCUCAAAGCCGAUGAAACAAACUACAUAAAUUUUAUCAAGCCUCUAAUACUCGCCGAAGAGCUCCAAUUUCCCCACCUCCUGGCCAUCAUUGAUACCAAAGAAGAAUGGUUCUACCGUAUUCAUCCUGAACGCUACGUACCUUCAUUGAAAGAUCAAGAUCCGGCGACUGGAGAAGAGGUCAUCGUUUUCGAAGGCACAGCCUGCCUUCAGUACCUCGCUCACCGCUUUGAUCAAGAUGGCUAUUGGUCGGGGCGUACUGCGAGUGAGCGCGCACAAGUUUAUUCGUGGACGGCCUACCAGACUGCCGGCAUUGGAGCAACGGCCAAGUAUUGGCUCUACUUCUUAAGAGGCUAUCCGAAUCGACAAAACCCGGAAAUGCUCCCAAAGACCGUGGCGAAGCUUCAUUCUAACACGGUCAAGCAAUGGGACAUUCUGGAGCAGAGAUUAUCGAAACCAGGACAGCUCUUCAUUGCCCUAUCGGACCGUCCGACGAUCGCUGACGUUUCCUAUUUUCCAUAUGCUAUGCCCUGGAUGUUCAAGUUCUUGGAUGUGGACUUGGAAAAGUAUCCCAAAAUUAAAGCGUGGGGGGAAAGAAUGAUGGAACGGCCGGCUGUUCGAGCUGUCAUGGAGAAAGGCCCAACUUACGGCCAUUAA
Molecule: messenger RNA, 729 nt
Organism: Rhinocladiella mackenziei CBS 650.93
Lineage: Eukaryota; Fungi; Ascomycota; Eurotiomycetes; Chaetothyriales; Herpotrichiellaceae
Exons: 3
Coding region: 1-729 (242 amino acids)
Source: RefSeq, a predicted model, not a curated record